Aspergillus uvarum CBS 121591 is the source of this 604-nucleotide messenger RNA. RefSeq names its product EMC6 family protein. Lineage: Eukaryota; Fungi; Ascomycota; Eurotiomycetes; Eurotiales; Aspergillaceae. The transcript has 2 exons. The record is from RefSeq and is a predicted model, not a curated record. Gene Ontology annotation, biological process: protein folding in endoplasmic reticulum; autophagosome assembly. Gene Ontology annotation, cellular component: membrane; endoplasmic reticulum; EMC complex. The coding region runs from base 89 to 559 and encodes 156 amino acids.
CCCUCAUCACCUCAAUCCACCCACCAAGCCUUUUCCACCAGAAUUCCGAAUUCUUCCACCCCCCCACAAGGGGAAGAUCUAUCUCAAAAUGCCCCCCACAAAACAAGAACUCUCCCUCCUCAUCAACCCCCUAGUCCCGGAGUCCCUCGCCCACAACAACCGGGUCCUCACCUCCCUCCACAGCCUAACUGCCUUCCUCCUCGGCCUGACCGCCGGCAUCCUCUCGCUGCAGUCGGCCACGGGCUUCGCCUUCUACUUCCUCGGCACGGUGGGCGUGUCCGCGCUGUUCCACGCGCUGGUGCUGUACCGGUCGCAGGGGCUGGGGGCCGGGAUGUACUUUGCCGGGGCGCAGGGGGAGGUGUCUGGGAUGGAUGAGCGGGGGAUCGUCCGGGGGGAGGCCGCCGGUGCUGCUGGUGCUGCGGCGGGCCGGAAAGCGCCGACGACGAAGAUGGUGCGGCGGGCGGCGUGGCGGGAUGUUUGGUUUGGAGGUGGGGUGCUCGGUGAGGCGUUGUCGGGGUUUGUGUUGGGAUGGGCGGGUGUUGGUGGGGUUUUGCGGUGAUUUUUGGAUCUCUAAGGGGAUGAUGGGGAGAGGAGAGGUGGGGAG